Messenger RNA from Oryza brachyantha (malo sina), 830 nucleotides. RefSeq lists its product as uncharacterized. Lineage: Eukaryota; Viridiplantae; Streptophyta; Magnoliopsida; Poales; Poaceae. The transcript is spliced from 2 exons. The record is from RefSeq and is a predicted model, not a curated record. The coding region runs from base 147 to 704 and encodes 185 amino acids.
CUCUUCUUCUUUCUCGAUUUCUCCACGCUCCCGAUAGAAGAGAGAGAAGCUUCCACAUUGCCGGCGACGACGACGCGCAUCGCCGGGGGUGCAAUCUCUCCGCCGCUAUCCCCUGUGAAGAUCCUCUGUAUCUCGGCGUCUUGCGCAUGUCUACGAAGCCCUCGCGCUCUCCCUUGGAAGAUGGUGUCCUGAGCACAGCUCUUGCUUUUAUGGAUGCUACAUGUGUAAGUUCCAACGGCGAAGCAGUAAAGUGUCUAAUGGGUGACGGUGAGGUAAGUAAUUUUGUUCUUAAGGUCGUGCUGGAGGAAGCCAUGGAUGGUCCUAUGUUUGCUAGCUCGGCUCCCAUGGAGAAGUUUGCGAGGGACACUACCAUGGACCUUGUCUCGCCGGUGGCCGGGGUGGCAAAAGCAUCUAUACUGGAUCUCGCUGUGGGAGAUCAGAUGCUUGAAGCAUCAGCCAACGUCCAGGUCGUAUCAGCCCCCAAGGGUGAAGCACGCGCGGACGAAGGAAUGGCAGAACUAACGAUCAAGAGAAUUAAGAUUUUUUUUCUAGAACUGAAGCAAUCAAAGAAGGACGUGAGGAAGCAAGACUUUUAUUAUCUUCCAUACCUAGGUCCAUCUGCAUCUUCCUCUCUGCAUGUCCUUAAUCCUGCAUCAUGGAGUUCUCCUUUCUGCUUUUUAAAAUAUGCUACUAUGGGAAUUUAAUCUUAAGUUUUCUAGUUAGAAAAGGUUGGUAGUGAUCAAGGAGCUAAGAUAGUACCUGUGAUCAAAUAAUUAUAUAACUUAUACAUAUAUAUACAUCACCGCGCGGUUGGAUCGAAAAGCUCCCGG